Messenger RNA from Larimichthys crocea (large yellow croaker), 2731 nucleotides. RefSeq names its product telomeric repeat binding factor 2, interacting protein (gene terf2ip). The transcript is spliced from 9 exons. Gene Ontology annotation, cellular component: shelterin complex. Lineage: Eukaryota; Metazoa; Chordata; Actinopteri; Sciaenidae. The record is from RefSeq and is a predicted model, not a curated record. The coding region runs from base 294 to 2480 and encodes 728 amino acids. Gene Ontology annotation, biological process: telomere maintenance via telomere lengthening; protection from non-homologous end joining at telomere. Gene Ontology annotation, molecular function: telomeric repeat DNA binding.
AGCAGUGAGUGGAUACAACACCAAAGAAGUAGAAAACCUGGAAGUGGGCUUUAUUUUGGUUUUGGUCGCGGCGGGAAAGUAAAGGAAGUAAACAAACUAAGCGAUAUUUUUAAAUUCAAACCCGUUUUAUGUUUUAUGUAAUCACACGAUCGUGUAAUUAGGUCCAAAACUAAAAACAAUCACUGAUGAGCAGGCGACGUCAAAGCUAAACGUGCUAACAGACUUAGCUGCGACGUGAACGUUAGCUGAGCAACGGAAACGCUUCAAGCUGAAGACUGUGAGACAUCUUCACCAUGCCAUCCAAACCCAAAGAUGUGUCCAGAUCUAACAUCUCCCCAGUUCUGUUCAUGACCGUGGACGGUAAACCCAUGUCCUUCUAUCUGCGACCGGGUCCCACCAAAUGUAAACUCCAGCCGCUCAUCACGGCCGGAGGAGGGAUCUUGUGCAGUGUGCAGCAGCCAGGGGCAAUCCUGCUGAUGGAGCCUGAGGACAAAGGGUCUAUUGCUGAAAACACUUCUCGCUGGUUCGUGUCCACCGAGUACAUCUAUGACUGUAUAGAGAAAGACGAGCAGCUGGAUGUAGCGUACUACAUGUUGAUUCCUGAAGCUGCUCCAAAACAGUCUGCUAGACCCAACAAUAACAAAGAGAGCUCCCCUGGACUCUUAGGAGGCAGGAUUCCCUACACAGCUGAAGAAGACGAUGCCAUUUUGACAUAUGUCAGCAAACACAAGGCAGACAUCGGUGGAAACCGGCUUUGGCAAGAGAUGGAGAAGCAGCGUGUGACCAGUCACAGCUGGCAGUCAAUGAAAUACCGUUACAGAGUACGACUGGCAAAGAAACAGUCGGCGGAUGCGGAGGAGGAAACAGCAGAGGAAGACUCUACGGCAACAGAGGGAGAGACCAAGGUGGAAGGAAAUCAAGAGACAGACGUUGAGAAUCCGUCCAGACCGAAAGAUGCCGUUUGUCCUCAGACUCAUUUGACAGAAUCAGAUCUAACACAGAUAGAUGACCCAUCCAUACCAGCUGAAAGAACACAAUCAAAACUUGUAGAAGCUCAAACUUCCACCUGUCUCCAAGGAGAAGAGGAGCAUGUGAACUCACAGACACAGAAACAACCGGCUGAAAGCAUACAAGGAGAGACUAUAGAAGCUGAAACAUCGAACUCCCCCCAACCUGAGGGGCCUUGUUUGGAUACAGAGACAGAUGCCCACUCUGUUUCAGCUGAGAGCACAAAACCGGAAACAGAUGAACCACAAACAACUGUGUCUCCACAAAAAGAAAGUGUACCAACGGACUCUUCCCCAGCUCAGCCAGUGUCGAUGCCCAGCACGUCUUCUCAGAAGAAGUCAAACGAGGAGCCGAGAGCCUCGCCCAGGCUGCAACAACAACAGCGCCGAUCAACACGCAGGCAGCUUCAGCUCGAGGAGUCGUUAGCUGAACCUUAUGGUAAAAAACUCAGAUCAUUAGCCAAUUCUGGCAAGCAAUCAUCAUCAUCAUCAUCAUCAUCAUCCCCCCAACCAUUGAGGAAAACUAAAUCAGCUGGUAAGUCUGCUCUUCAGAGAGACACAACAGACAACGAGCCGCCAUCUAAAAGAGCCAAAGGAACGAGUGUGGCAGCAGUGGAGGAGGGUCAACAGGAAGAGAGUGAACAAGCUACCAUCUCUGAGACAACACGAGAAACAGUACGAGAAACACCACAAAAAGCAACGCGAGAAACAACACAAGCAGAUACAGAAUCUGAUUCCGCGCCACAGAAAGGAGGGAAGAAAAAACAAAAGAGAAAGUUUGGGAUUCUCGAGUGGGCUACAAAAGAGUUUGAAGAUGACAGUGAGUGUGAUGAGGACGAAGCUCCAGAUCUCCAAAAUCCAACUGAAACAGUGACGACGCAGCCCACAUCGACAGAACCCCCUCCAUCUACUUCAGACACAGCCGUUUCUGCACAGUCCAACCCUGAACGUGGACCAGGCCUCCAGGACAAUGUGCAGGAGACUCAGGCCUCCAGUGAAAACUGCCCAACAGAGACCACCGGUGCUGAGCCUGCAGCUGCUGAGGCUGUCAGUGCGACCUCCAAGGCCCACCUGUUCAUCUUUGAAAGUGAAUCUCAAGAGGAAGAAUCUCAGUCCAUUAUCAGUGACAGAACAGUAGCUCCAGCCAACCCACUGCCAACAAUGGACAAAGAUGCUGCUUUUUCACUAACUCAGGUCCAGUUGGAAGAAGACAAGCAGCAAAUCAAAGAGCUGAUGGAGAAGACAAACCAGGAUUUAGUCAGUGUGACCAAAGCACUGUUGAAGACCAGCGGCGACUUCUCUGCUGCUCUCGAUCUACUUUCAGAUCCGUCGUCUUUUUCAGGACCACUUUGGAAACGCUGUGACGACACUCUUUUGUGCUCAGCUGAUCCUGCCGUCCGACAGCAACUGCAAGAGGAAUUUGGUGAGGAGGAAGUGGCCAAAAGAAUCUUGUUCCUGGAGGUAGAGGGCUGAAAUGACAGAUGAUUAGUUAGAAAGGAGGCGAAUGUGAGCUCUGGACUUGAAGCUAUGCUCAUCACCAUGAACUACUGUGAUAUGAGCUUGUUAGCAUGUUCUAUCCCUUAGUUUGGAGACAGAAUCUUUUAAUGUGUUUUACUAUGGAAAUACUGUAUCAAUCUGUGUUUUAUUUUUGUUUUCAUUGAACCGCCUACUAAAUUAAUACCAUUUAAAAAAAAUCUGCUUUUCAUUAUGAAAUAAAUCUUUUU